AUAAAGUGUGUAGUAUAUGGAUUGUAUGUGGCUUUCAACGAAGAAAAAAUUAACUAGGAAAUCAAUUGUCUUCUUUUACAGUUAGGAAAUCCAAGUUGACAGGAAAACAUUCGAAAAAGAUAAAGCGAUGAUCAGAGUCGUGAUUAUUUUGUUCCGUUGCACAAGUGUUUACCAUAAAUUCCAUUUUAUUCACAAGCUAUGAGGAAUCCCUGUACCUUCCUAACCUUUUCCACGUUCAUAUCAGCACUCCCUAUUGUCACGACGUCUGCUCAAACCACAUGCGAUGUUCCAGUGAUCCCCGCCAGCGAUACCUUAUCAACGUCACGCUAUCCCAGAGAAGCAAUCACUCUUGAAUGUAACCCGUCCUCUUAUGAUACCAUAGAAUGGUUCUUUCGGUCUCGAAAUCAAACUGCUCUUGAUCCAUUCCCAUUUAGCUGGUGUCAGAAUCACUCUCAAGGUCCACUCUGUAGACUGUAUAAUAAGAACACUUCUUUGAAUAUCGAAAUGAUCAGCAAGGAGGCCAACGGAGAUUUCCUCUGUGUCGCCUCGUGUAAUAAGACGAAGAGGAACACUUCAGCAACUGUGAUCCUUUAUGUUGAAGAUUGCUUCGCCGACGUUCCUGAAUUAAAACCUCCUCAGAAUGUUAGUGUUUGCCUGGAGCAAACAGCGACACUCACAUGCAGAGCUCAUGUAGGAAAAUGUUACAACAAAAAUGAGGACAGUUUUUACGUUUGGACUAUGGAUGGAAAAAGAUUGCAAAACAACCAGAAAUACAAAAUAGAACAAAAAUUAGAAGGAGACGAUUUGGUGACAACUCUCACAAUCGGUAAUGUCACGGAGAAGGAUAUGACGUCAUAUAAUUGCGUGCUGGUUGACAAUAAAUUUCUUAGUGGCAACGGGAUUUCUACGGUAUUUCUCACUAAGAAAGAGACUAUGACAGAAAAUGUAGACAUCGACACUUCUGUUAUUGUUCUGUCUGUCCUGUUGCCGACUGCUGGGAUAUGUCUUUUCGUCUUCUGUUAUAUUUUUUUCUACUGGUGCUUUAGGUACCACUUAUGUAGGGGUGAAAAAGCAGAUCGAGGCACAAAAUGUUAUGACGUCUUAUUGUACAAGGACGAUGAUCAUACAGUGGAAGCGACGAGACUGAGAGACGAGCUGAAACGUUUAAUGUACACAGUGUGUACACCAGAAGAUAGUUACAAAGGUGGAGAGAUGCAGAGCCUACAGGAAUUAAUAGACUCCAGUUCCAGUGUUAUCUUCUUUUGCAAUUACAACGACAAACUUAUGGAUACAAUCCUAAGCAAAGCACAAGAAAGCCUCUCCGUUUUUGUGAUUCGAAAGAGCAAAGAAUCCAAGAAAAUAAGUAGGCUACGUAACAAAUCAAUGGCUGGUUUUAAAGAACUUUGCUGGCCUUCACACCGCGAGAGUUCUUUUGUUUGUGUAAGAUGGUGGAAAGAUGAGUUCUAUUACAGGCUUAGAUAUGGACUCCCAAAGCCCAGAUCAGACCAAUACUCACACGAAGAAGAACAAAUCGAAAACGAAAGAGGAAUGUAUACUGAUAUUAACCGCUGGGAAAACGAAAUGAACAAAUUAUAGACUGUACAAGCUAAACAUGCAAAAGAACAAUCAAAUACUGCGUUUGAAUUUUUAACCUAUUGUGUUUCAUUUUUUUUGGGGGGGGGGUCGUUGUUGUUAUGACUUGUCCCCUAAUGAUGCAGGAAUGAGUUCCCCAUAUGCCACAGCACUCAGCUGAGUCACAGAUACGUUGAUAUUGUAGCCUUGAACUUUAUCUCCAUGAAUUCAAUACAAAGUCGGAAUACUUCA
This is a messenger RNA of Saccostrea echinata, 1824 nucleotides long. RefSeq lists its product as uncharacterized. Lineage: Eukaryota; Metazoa; Mollusca; Bivalvia; Ostreida; Ostreidae. The record is from RefSeq and is a predicted model, not a curated record. The coding region runs from base 199 to 1596 and encodes 465 amino acids. The transcript has 9 exons.